GUUUCUGCCUCAACAGGUGGCCUUUCCACACACCGACGUACUGAAAUGCCGAUGUUCGCGCCAAGUCUGGUCGACUACUUCCUCGAGGUCGUCAUUGCCGAUCCCGUCGGCACCCCCGUGCGCUCGAUCGCCCACCGGGUGCCAGCGCUCGACCGACCGGGGUUCCCACUGCCCGACGGCGUCCGCUACUUUUGCCUGCCCGACAAGAUCGACCUCCGCGACCGCGCCCUGUAUGAGAAGACGCCCAAGUUUCACGCCUUUACGCUCACGGGUGGUGACGGAUCGCGCGCCUACGGCUUUGCGCUCACCACGUACACGCGCGCCAGGGACGCCACGCUGUGCCUGCCCCGCGUCUACUGCUUUAUCUCGCAUUUUGCGCUGUUCGGGCUCUUUAAAGAAGCCUUGGGAUGGAUCUACCACGCGCAGGCCGCCGAGCCAGCGUCGUGGCGCGAUGCGAUCGUCGACUUGGUGCGUCGGGCGCCGGCGCCGGUCAUCGGCGCGACGACCGAGUUUCACAUCCACGGUCAACUGCUGUUUCAGCAGACGCUGCACGCGAGUGGACUCGGCUUUGUCGACGAUGCGUGCUUUCAGCUCCUCUUCCAGCACCUUAGCAUCAAGAACAUCAUCUUCAUUCUGAACUGCAUGCUCUUGGAGCAGCGCAUCUUGAUCCAUUCCUCGCACCACGGCCUGCUUACGCCCGUGUGCGAAGCGCUCUGUGCGCUCUUGUACCCGUUCGUGUGGGAGCACGUGUACAUUCCGCUUCUGCCCAUGAAGCUCAUUGAAUAUCUGCAGGCGCCGGUGCCCUUUUUCAUGGGCGUGCACACCAGCUACCUCACGACCAAGAGUGGCGCCGACGUGUUUGCCUCGUGUGUCGUGAUCCACCUCGACAAGGACAAGGUCGUGCGCCCCAUCCACGGUAGCCACGGGCUCCAGAGCGCCGUGGACCACCCGAUCGCCAAGUUUCCUCCAAUUGCCGUGUCCUUCUUGCAGUGCAAAGUGCAGGCCAUGCUCGACUUGUACCAGCCGAUUGCGAGCGCCCCCACAGCCGACGCCAACCGCGUUCGCUUCCGGCGCAACGCUCGGACGUCCGAUGUGCUUCGCCUCGAAGAUGCGUCGUCCGAGGUUGACGUGACCUUUGGCCCCGGACCCCUCGGUAUCACGUUCGAGCCGACGCACGUGCGACUGCUGGCAACCGGUGCCGACGUGGCGCACCCGACAUCGGCCGUUGUGAAGGCGUUUCCACAGCUCCAGAACGGUCUCCCGGGGCCGGCGGCGCUCUCGGGUGUCUUGCACAUUGGGAGCUUUCUUCUUAGUGUCAACGGCGUCUCCACGCUCUCGCUUUCGUUCGAAGCGACGUGUGACCUUCUCCGGUCGCAACCUCGGCCACUGCGCCUCCGGUUUCAGAAUGCACCCCGUCCGUUCCCGAACGCUUGCCGGUUCGCCGCCCGCGUGCAGACGUCGGCCUUUCUGUCCGUGUCGCCAGUACCAAAGGUGUCCCCGGCGACCGCGACGCCAAUCACGCCAUGGGUCGACCCCGUACGCGUCGCCUUUGCUGAGUUUUUUGUCGACCUCUUCCGCGGGUAUGCGCAGUACAUAAUCGUGACGCCGACGCCGUCGCCGCAACUGGCUGCGCCGCGGUCGCCGCAGCACAGUCGGCGCAACAGUCGCCAGCGCCAGGCGGCGGUCGCGAUCACAUUUGACGCCGAUGCGUUUCUUGGUCAACUGCACGGCGCGACGACAACGACCAACUUUUUACCGAGCCUUCUUCGAGACGCAGGCGUUCCAGGCCUUGGUCAACGACACGGCCCUUGGCAGCCUUGA
Messenger RNA from Saprolegnia parasitica CBS 223.65, 1821 nucleotides. RefSeq lists its product as hypothetical. Gene Ontology annotation, biological process: regulation of Rab protein signal transduction. The record is from RefSeq and is a predicted model, not a curated record. Gene Ontology annotation, cellular component: cytoplasmic vesicle. Bases 46 to 1821 code for a protein of 591 amino acids. The transcript is spliced from 9 exons. NCBI's taxonomy places the organism in Eukaryota, Oomycota, Saprolegniomycetes, Saprolegniales, Saprolegniaceae. Gene Ontology annotation, molecular function: protein binding.